AUGUACCCCAAGUCGGAAAGCUUCGCGGUGACCGUGCUGACGGAUCGCUUUGUGGUGACAACCCUGCAAGGUUACGUGCUGUACGAGUUUGAUCGGGACAAUAUUCGAGUGAGGGUGGGACAACCUGCGGUAGGGAUAUCAGACGAAUUUACCCAGGAGUUACCGAUUGAGCAGGCGUAUCUGAGCUCCGAAGAUCGCGAAGAUCCGCGGAGGGCGGUUUUGUUCAAGCUGGAUGGUCGGCUGCAGUUUACGAAGCAUGUGCAACCCAUUUCCUACCCCGGUCAAUUCCCGUGGCACGUGGCCGUCUACCAUCGAAUCACUCGAAACCAGGCCAAUUUCGUGUGCGGAGGCAGUCUUAUCAGUCGAAGCUUCGUGUUGACGGCCGAUCACUGCACGAGAACGGCCACCGGCGCAGAACUUGAAAGUGAUGGUCUGCUCGUCCAGCUGGGCCUGCACGAUAUGGAAAGUACAAACUGGGCGACGUUUCAGCAGAGCGCGGUUGAGGACAUCUUCAGGGUUUUGGAGGGGGCUCGAUGGGCUGGGAUGAGGAACGAUAUUGCCCUGUUGGAGCUGUCGAGCACGGGUUGA
Molecule: messenger RNA, 588 nt
Organism: Culex quinquefasciatus (southern house mosquito)
Lineage: Eukaryota; Metazoa; Arthropoda; Insecta; Diptera; Culicidae
Product: coagulation factor IX-like
Exons: 3
Coding region: 1-588 (195 amino acids)
Biological process (GO): proteolysis
Molecular function (GO): serine-type endopeptidase activity
Source: RefSeq, a predicted model, not a curated record